Molecule: messenger RNA, 1188 nt
Organism: Colletotrichum truncatum
Lineage: Eukaryota; Fungi; Ascomycota; Sordariomycetes; Glomerellales; Glomerellaceae
Source: RefSeq, a predicted model, not a curated record
AUGGACGCGCAUACUGAAGAAGACGUACCGCCCGCAGCUCAAAAGUCCAUUUUCUCACGCCCAGAAGAAAGGAGGAUCAGGCGGCACUUGAUCUGGAUCGCAGCCGCCCUCGACGCCAUCGCGAUAGCCAUCAUUAUCCCCCUCUGCGUUGGCGGCUGGGUUAACGAGGGUAUACGGGCUGGCGCAGCCGUUUACAGCAGAGACGUCUACCUCGUCACAUGGUCGGCGGCAUUUCGCAGAAGUGAAAGUCAGCGCGAAAGUACAUUCGCGUUGACCUGGUUCAUGAGCAGCUGCUGCUUUGAGGAGAUGUACGUUGACAGGGAGUACGCGCUGGCAGGCUGCAUCCGUAGGAUGCCAGGCAGCGUUUUUGACUUACAGCGCAUCAAAUCGGACCUUUCACAAAAGCUCUAUGAACCGAAUGGAUAUGGACCAUCGGAAGGCCAUUUCGAGUGGUCAACAAACGCCACCUUCACUGGUGCGAGCACAGUUGGCUCGAUGAAUGCUCUGUCGUCGUACGGCAUCUUUUUGGCAAUUACCCUCGGCACCUGGAUCUUCCAGAUAGUCGCCAAGAGAAACGAAGUGAUGCUGAACGCACCACACUGGAGAGUGGUCAUGGCUGCACAUGCUCUCGCCCUCGUCGCUUUGCUGGUGGCUUCGAGCAUGAUAACGGCAGCUGCACACAAAGCCAACGCUGCUUUCGGGGACUAUGAAGACGUCUUUCCAUACCACGCGGUUGGUUCGUCAUUCAAGGCCAUGGCAUGGUGUGCCUUCAUCAGCCAUCUCCUUGGACGUCUCGUAUAUGCUGCGUCGGUGAAAAUGUGGGAUCGACUGCAGAAUCUGGACCUGUACCCGCCAGAGCCUGAAGAUGAAUUCGAACGCUUAAGGAGAGAAACCCGGGGGCCGGGACCAUAUCGGCCACCACGAUCGCAGCAAGCGCCAGUCCACCGAGAAGCCGAUGCAAACGCCGUUGACGACGAGCUGCCGCCUUACUCGAGAAUCGACCCUAACGAAGGGAGACUUAUCGCAGGAGAGCCCACGCAGCCUGGAAGUCGUGAGGAACCUAUCGAGUUAACCCACUUCAGAGACGUCCGGAAUCCUCCACUUGAGGACCACGGGAGCAACCCGGCUCCUGCAUAUGAGCUUCAUGAAUGGCCUUCAAGUCAAACAGCGCCACGUCAAACAUCAUAG